AUCAUUAACUCCGUCAGGCCAGCACGAGGACUUACAAGACACGACGUCGUUUAAGAAACGCGAAAUCAUCGCCACUGUAAUCACACUCGUUGUUUACUUGAACGCUUGAACCCUCAGGCCAGCGAUCUUCUCCUUCCCCUUCUUCAUUCAUUCCAAUUCUCAACAAUUCACCGCUCCGAAAUGGGCAUAACCGCCUCCACCACCGCCGUCGCCACCCUCCUCCUCCUCCUCUUCUUCUUCAUUUCCCCUUCAGCCGCAGAGAUCAAAACCCUCACCAUAACCUCCGACACCCGCCCCAUGAUCCUCUUGGAGAAAUUCGGCUUCACCCACACCGGCCACGUGUCGAUCUCUGUCUCCUCCGUCUUCGUGGUGGCCUCAGGUGGGUCCCAACCCGAUCCCUCCCGAUUAGGGUUCUUUCUCCUGAGCGAAGAGUCCCUCCUGCAAGUCCUGAUCGAGAUCCAGCAAAACCCUAGCUUCUGCGUCCUCGACUCCCGCUACACCAUGCACCUCUUCACCUUCCGCGAACUCUCUCCUCCACCCUCCGCCUCCGCCAACCACACCUACCCCGUCACAAUCCCCAACGAAUACUCCCUCUUCUUCGCCAACUGCGCCCCCGAAACCUCCGUCUCCAUGCUCGUCCACACCGAGCUCUACAACCUCGACGCCGACUCCGAACACUCCCGCGAUUACCUCUCCGCCGGCCAGACCCAACUCCCCACUCUCUACUCUCUCUUCUCCUUCGCCUACUUCGCCUUCCUCGCCCUCUGGAUAUACAUCUGCUACUCCAACAAGCUCUCCCUCCACCGGAUCCACCUCCUCAUGGCGGCGCUCCUCCUUAUGAAGGCCCUCAACCUCCUCUCCGCCGCCGAGGACAAGCACUACGUCAAGGUCACCGGAACUCCCCAUGGCUGGGAUGUCCUCUUCUACAUCUUCCAGUUCUUCCGCGUCGUCCUCCUCUUCACCGUCAUCGUUCUCGUCGGCACCGGCUGGUCCUUCCUCAAACCCUUCCUCCAGGAGCGCGAAAAGAAGGUCCUCAUGAUCGUCAUCCCUUUACAAGUCCUCGCUAAUGUGGCUUCCGUCGUCAUCGGCGAAACGGGGCCCUUCAUCAAGGAUUGGGUUACUUGGAAUCAGGUUUUCUUGCUCGUCGACAUUAUUUGCUGCUGCGCCAUCAUUUUCCCUAUUGUCUGGUCCAUCAGAUCUCUCAGGGAAACCUCCAAGACCGAUGGGAAGGCCGCGAGAAACCUCGCCAAGUUGACCCUCUUCAGGCAAUUCUACAUUGUUGUCAUUGGGUACUUGUACUUCACCCGCAUUGUGGUCUUUGCUUUGAAGACCAUUGCCGCUUAUAAGUACCGGUGGGUGAGUAAUCUAGCUGAGGAGGCCGCCAGCCUCGCGUUUUAUGUCGUCAUGUUUUAUAUGUUUAGGCCUGUGGAGAGGAAUGAGUACUUUGUGCUCGAUGAGGAGGAAGAAGAGGCCGCGGAGAUCGCGCUCAGGGAUGAAGAAUUUGAGCUUUGAAAGAAUGAAAUAGUUUCGCUUUACCGAAUUUCAGGUCUGUGAUGUUUUCUUAUCAGUGCAAUAUGGUUUCAUUCGCGGAUGACUUGGAGAAUUGAUGUUUAGAGCAAGUGAAGCAUGCAAUUGAACAGAGUGCUGCCUGGAUCCAUUUUUCUUUUACUAAAAGAGUACCUUGAAGCAUAGCAAGGAUUGAUUGAUGAUGGGCAAGUGGGGGGUUAUGUAGUUAACUAUAUCUCCUAACUGUUUACAUGUUAAAUGUAUGUAUGUUUUAUUUGCUCCUGGUUUAUACUUGUUCAUUUUUGUGAAAGAUCUGCUAGAAAUGUUGUUGAUUUUAGCGUUUAAAAAAUAAACUGUGCAGAGUCAUAUAAAAUGGAUAGUUUAUGAAGAGUUCCCACUUGAAACCUCAA
Molecule: messenger RNA, 1916 nt
Organism: Glycine soja
Lineage: Eukaryota; Viridiplantae; Streptophyta; Magnoliopsida; Fabales; Fabaceae
Product: protein GPR107-like
Exons: 2
Coding region: 181-1512 (443 amino acids)
Biological process (GO): transport
Cellular component (GO): Golgi apparatus; membrane
Source: RefSeq, a predicted model, not a curated record